Pan troglodytes (chimpanzee) is the source of this 6922-nucleotide messenger RNA. It is a transcript of the gene CDC5L, whose product is annotated as cell division cycle 5 like. Gene Ontology annotation, molecular function: RNA polymerase II transcription regulatory region sequence-specific DNA binding; DNA-binding transcription factor activity, RNA polymerase II-specific. The coding region runs from base 310 to 2718 and encodes 802 amino acids. The transcript has 16 exons. The record is from RefSeq and is a predicted model, not a curated record. NCBI's taxonomy places the organism in Eukaryota, Metazoa, Chordata, Mammalia, Primates, Hominidae. Gene Ontology annotation, biological process: regulation of transcription by RNA polymerase II; mRNA splicing, via spliceosome. Gene Ontology annotation, cellular component: spliceosomal complex; Prp19 complex.
AGAGCCGUAGUUUCUUCCAUUCUGUUUUGGACAUGCGCGGGGCGUAAGGCGCUUUGGCCAGAGUGGUUUGAUGGUUUUGUGUCAGUCUUCCUACAGCUGAGCUUCCACAAGACACUUUUUCCCUUUCAGCCACCCAAGAUCUCGCGAGACUUGCUAUUCUGCGCCCCCUCCCACCUUGCGCAUGCGCAGAUCUUCAAAGCAGAAGGUCGCGCUUGGAGGAAGUGGCGGCUUUGAGUCCGGUGGCCCAAGCGCUGUUACUACUUCUCUGAAGCUCCUCUCGGCUGCUUGCCGAGACACCCUGCCGCCAAGAUGCCUCGAAUUAUGAUCAAGGGGGGCGUAUGGAGGAAUACCGAGGAUGAAAUUCUGAAAGCAGCGGUAAUGAAAUAUGGGAAAAAUCAGUGGUCUAGGAUUGCCUCAUUGCUGCAUAGAAAAUCAGCAAAGCAGUGCAAAGCCAGAUGGUAUGAAUGGCUGGAUCCAAGCAUUAAGAAGACAGAAUGGUCCAGAGAAGAAGAGGAAAAACUCUUGCACUUGGCCAAGUUGAUGCCAACUCAGUGGAGGACCAUUGCUCCAAUCAUUGGAAGAACAGCGGCCCAGUGCUUAGAACACUAUGAAUUUCUUCUGGAUAAAGCUGCCCAAAGAGACAAUGAAGAGGAAACAACAGAUGAUCCACGAAAACUUAAACCUGGAGAAAUAGAUCCAAAUCCAGAAACAAAACCAGCGCGGCCUGAUCCAAUUGAUAUGGAUGAGGAUGAACUUGAGAUGCUUUCUGAAGCCAGAGCCCGCUUGGCUAAUACUCAGGGAAAGAAGGCCAAGAGGAAAGCAAGAGAGAAACAAUUGGAAGAAGCAAGACGUCUUGCUGCCCUCCAAAAAAGAAGAGAACUUCGAGCAGCUGGCAUAGAAAUUCAGAAGAAAAGAAAAAGGAAGAGAGGAGUUGAUUAUAAUGCCGAAAUCCCAUUUGAAAAAAAGCCUGCCCUUGGUUUUUAUGAUACUUCCGAGGAAAACUACCAAGCUCUUGAUGCAGAUUUCAGGAAAUUAAGACAACAGGAUCUUGAUGGGGAGCUAAGAUCUGAAAAAGAAGGAAGAGAUAGAAAAAAAGACAAACAGCAUUUGAAAAGGAAAAAAGAAUCUGAUUUACCAUCAGCUAUUCUUCAAACUAGUGGUGUUUCUGAAUUUACUAAAAAGAGAAGCAAACUAGUACUUCCUGCCCCUCAGAUUUCAGAUGCAGAACUCCAGGAAGUUGUAAAAGUAGGCCAAGCGAGUGAAAUUGCACGUCAAACUGCCGAGGAAUCUGGCAUAACAAAUUCUGCUUCCAGUACACUUUUGUCUGAGUACAAUGUCACCAACAACAGCGUUGCUCUUAGAACACCACGAACGCCAGCUUCCCAGGACAGAAUUCUGCAGGAAGCCCAGAACCUCAUGGCCCUCACCAAUGUGGACACCCCAUUGAAAGGUGGACUUAAUACCCCGUUGCAUGAGAGUGACUUCUCAGGUGUAACUCCACAGCGACAAGUUGUACAGACUCCAAACACAGUUCUCUCUACUCCAUUCAGGACUCCUUCUAAUGGAGCUGAAGGGCUGACUCCCCGGAGUGGAACAACUCCCAAACCAGUUAUUAACUCUACUCCGGGUAGAACUCCUCUUCGAGACAAGUUAAACAUUAAUCCCGAGGAUGGAAUGGCAGACUAUAGUGAUCCCUCUUACGUGAAGCAGAUGGAAAGAGAAUCCCGAGAACAUCUCCGUUUAGGGUUGUUGGGCCUUCCUGCCCCUAAGAAUGAUUUUGAAAUUGUUCUACCAGAAAAUGCUGAGAAGGAGCUGGAAGAACAUGAAAUAGAUGAUACUUACAUUGAAGAUGCUGCUGAUGUGGAUGCUCGAAAGCAGGCCAUACGAGAUGCAGAGCGUGUAAAGGAAAUGAAACGAAUGCAUAAAGCUGUCCAGAAAGAUCUGCCAAGACCAUCAGAAGUAAAUGAAACUAUUCUAAGACCCUUAAAUGUAGAACCGCCUUUAACAGAUUUACAGAAAAGUGAAGAACUAAUCAAAAAAGAAAUGAUCACAAUGCUUCAUUAUGACCUUCUACAUCACCCUUAUGAACCAUCUGGAAAUAAAAAAGGCAAAACUGUAGGGUUUGGUACCAAUAAUUCAGAGCACAUUACCUAUCUGGAACAUAAUCCUUAUGAAAAGUUCUCCAAAGAAGAGCUGAAAAAGGCCCAGGAUGUUUUGGUGCAGGAGAUGGAAGUGGUUAAACAAGGAAUGAGCCAUGGAGAGCUCUCAAGUGAAGCUUAUAACCAGGUGUGGGAAGAAUGCUACAGUCAAGUUUUAUAUCUUCCUGGGCAGAGCCGCUACACACGGGCCAAUCUGGCUAGUAAAAAGGACAGAAUUGAAUCACUUGAAAAGAGGCUCGAGAUAAACAGGGGUCACAUGACGACAGAAGCCAAGAGGGCUGCAAAGAUGGAAAAGAAGAUGAAAAUUUUGCUUGGGGGUUACCAGUCUCGUGCUAUGGGGCUCAUGAAACAGUUGAAUGACUUAUGGGACCAAAUUGAACAGGCUCACUUGGAGUUACGCACUUUUGAAGAACUCAAGAAACAUGAAGAUUCUGCUAUUCCCCGGAGGCUAGAGUGUCUAAAAGAAGACGUUCAGCGACAACAAGAAAGAGAAAAGGAACUUCAACAUAGAUAUGCUGAUUUGCUGCUGGAGAAAGAGACUUUAAAGUCAAAAUUCUGAAGUACAGUUUAUAUUCUGUCACAGGAUUAAUUAAUUGCCGGUUUUCAUACUCUAGAAGGCUGAAACUGAUGUUUAUCUUCAUUGACAAAUUUACCCACCAUCUGUGGUUUUUCAGUUGUUUAUUUUAAAUGAUAUCGAUCUUACACAUUCUGUGUAUAAAGACCUUAACUCCACAGGACGGACAUUUUAGAGUUUAAAUUAUUAAGGCUAUCAUUCUUUUAGUAAUGUCAUAUUUGCAAACUUUUUUAGUUUUGGCCUUUAAUUUAAAAAGCCUAAUUUUAAAGUGCUGCCUGUGAGUAACUCUUGAAUAAAAACAAAAUAUAAAAAAUUGAGAAUGUAGCCUUUUGUUUGAAGUAAUUAGAUACUUAAGAGUGCCCGCAAACCAGCAGCUAUGUACUCUGUGUCAUAUUUAAUGAGUAACUCUUGGGUAAUCAAAAUGGUGAUGCAGUAUCUUAAACACUUAAGAGGCAGUUCUUUGUGGCUUUGUUAGUUUCAGCAAAGAGUGGUCAUUUCUGUAUACACUGACAAGUUAGAUUAACUUUUUAGUACCUCAAAUUUUUUUUUUUUUAAUAUCACUUUAAAGAAGGUCUCUUGUCUGCCAGCUACUUAAAUAAUUUAUGGGUCAGGGCUUAAAAGAUUUAACUUCCUUGCCCCAUUAUUUUCUUAUAAGUAUUUUUUGACAAAGGCAUUUUAAAAGUUAAUUUCAAGAAGGCCAUCAAACUUAAAGCUCUAUGUUUAGCGUAAGAAGUCAGUUACAUCAGUGUAGAAUUUGGGGAAUGGAUAGAGGUGGAGAUAUUUAAUUUUAUAUAAUUCAUAUAAAUUGAUUUAGUUACAGUAUCAGUUGGCUACAAGCUCAUUAUAGGCCAGCAAUGUUUUGACAUCACCAAAAACGUUUGCCCAGUCUUAGAAUACUAGGGACUAUAGGAAGGGAAGGGAUUCAUUCAUUCAUUCGAUAUUGAAUGUAUACCCUGUGCCAGAGUCUUAGAGAGAGAACAACAAACAAAAUAGGCCUAGUUCUUGUUUAGUAGAGCUUAUAGUCUUUUGAGAAUGACAGACAAUUAAAAUCCAAAUGUUUAUUUGGUGAUUCUUAUGUGUCAGACACUUAAGUGUUGGGAGAUAAGCAGUUAUUAAGACAGAGUUCUUGCUCUCAUGGAGGUGACAUUAGUGGGGAGGAGAUACUAAGUAUGUCCAGGGAAAGUAUCAGACCAUGAGUUUUAGAUUCUGUGGAGGAAAUUAAAGUAGGGUGAUUAUGAGAUAGUGAAUGAGUGGCUAUUUUAGACUGGACAAUCAAAGAGACCUCUUGGAAGGCAGCUAUGCUCACCACUAUACCACUGCACUAUGCCGCACCGUACCACUAUAAGCUGCACGGCCAAAGAGACCUCUUAAAGAAGUAACAUUUAAGAUAACAUGUGAUUGACAUUUUAGAAUGGGCUAUCCUUGUGAGAUUCAAGGAAAGAACAUCCUAGGUGGAGUGAAUAGCAAACAUAAAGCCUCUUUUGUAUGUUUGAGGAACAAAAAGGACAAUGCGGCUUGAGUGUCAAGAAUGGCAUUUCUGUAUAUAAGACCUCGUUGUAUAGAGCCACAUAAAUAAGGCUAUAAUAAGGAAUUUGGAUCUUACUUUAAAUAUGAUAAGAAUCGAUGAGAAGAUCUAAGCAAAGGAAUGACAUGAUCAGAUUUGGUUUUAGAAACAUCACUAUCUCCUUAGUGUGUAAAAUCUCACCGGGCUGGAGAUAGGGAAGCCAGUCCAAUUAGGAGCCUGAUGCAGUGAUCCAGACAAAAAAAUAAUAGUGAUUCUAACUAGAGUCCAGGUAAUAGUAGUGGAGAUAUGUGGAGAGACAUGAUAGGUAUAUAGUCUUAUCAGACGAUAAAUUGAUAUUUUCCUGGUGUGUAGUCACUUAAUUCAAAUACUUUUUUCAGUAAGUUCUGGGUUUUCUAGGAAAAACUUCAGUAUCAUCAGUAAAUAAUGAUAGUGUUUCUUCUGAUAGUUUUAUUUCACUUUUAUUGCAUGUUUUGUUAUCUGAAAUGUUUAGGACAAUGUUAACAAUAAUGAUGUUAGACAUUUUUUUUUUCUUAUUUUAAUGGGAAUGUCCAUAGUUUUAAGUUUGCUGUUGGGAGUUAGAUAGUCUUUAUCUGAAAGACAGUGUCUCUCUUUUAGUUUUUAAAGAGUUUGAAUUAGAAAUGGCUCUGGAACUUUAAACAAUAUACCAUUUGGGCAUCUAUUAAAGCAUUCAUAUAAUUGUUCUCAUUUGAUGUUUUGAUGAGGUAUAUUAAUAGAUUUUCCCACAUUAAAUCAUCUUUGCACUCUUGGAAUCAGGUAGAUUAAUUUUUAAAAGAAAUUUUAAAGGAUUUAUAGUUUAUUUGCAUUUUUUGUAGACGAAUUAUAUGGAUUUAAAAGUUGAUCUAAUAUUAAUAAAGGCUCACUUUGUUUUCAAAAUUUGAAGUAAUUCACAUACUUACAGCCUAAAAAAAUCGGCAGGAAUUACAAAAUUUCAAAACUGGCGCAUUGUAAACUGCAUAUGCAUUUGCCAGGUAGUGGUGCCACUUGAAAUGGUGAACAGACACACUGUUAUCCUUUGUCAGUAUCCUGUAAAGCUCAGGAUUCUUUACCAGCACCAUACAGUGAUUUUGGUGACUAUUUUAACAUUCACACUGAGGCCAGGGGUGGUGAGUCAUGCCUGUAAUCCUAGCACUUUGGGAGGCCAAGGUGGGAGGAUCAUUUGAGCUCAGGAGUUCAAGAUUAGCCUGGGUAACAUAGUGAGACCCUGUCUCUAUUAAAAAAUAAUAAUAAAAAUAACAUUCACAUUGGUAUUGUUCACUAAGGUAUUGGUUGUUAAGGCAUUCAUUAAGGUAUUGUUAAAACUUGUGUUAAGCAUGUUAAAGUCUCAGUAACUUUGGGAUAGAAAUAAAAUGUGAUAAAAAGCUGAAAGAAACCACCACAAGGGAGAGUCCUUUUUGAAAUAUUAGAGACAUAAUGCUGUCUAAUAAAAAACGACAUCAAAGAAAAACUACACUACAGUGACUGCAGACUUAAUGUUGGCCAACCAUGCAUCCUCCCUAGAAAUGCAUUUGAAUUUGAUUUACUAAUCUUUUAUUUAGGAAAUUUACAUUUUUACAUUAGUGAGAUUGGUCUUUUGGGCUAUUGUACUUUUUUUUUUUUUGAGAUGGAGCCUUGCUCUCUCACCCAGGCUGGAGUGCAGUGGUGCAAUCUUGGCGCACUGCAACCUCUGCUUCCUGGGCUCAAGUGAUUCUCUGCCUCAGCCUUCCAAGUAGCUGGGACUACAGGCAUGUGCCACCGCACCUGGCUAAUUUUUGUAUUUUUAGUAGAGAUGGGGUUUCGCUAUGUUGGCCAGGCUGGUCUUGAAUUCCUGACCUCAGGUGAUCCACCUAGCUCGGCCUCCCAAAGUGCUAGAAUUACAGGUGUGAGCCACCAUGCCCAGCCUGGUUAUUGUAUUUUGAUAUUGGGAUUUUGCUAGCUCUCUAAAGUAAAUAGGAUAACUGUAUAUCUUUUUCUGUGCAUUAAGCAGUUAUAACAUGGGAAUGAUUUGUUCAUGAAAGGUUGAAAGUCUGUACUUAUAGAACUUUUGAGUUCACAGUGCUUUCUGGAAAUAAUUUCUUUAUAACUGUCAGUUUCUUUUGUGACUAUUAUGUUAUCUAUUUUUAAAUUUAAGCAACUUUAAAUUAAAAAAUUGUUUUAAAAUAUAUUCUUCCUUUUAUGUUUAUUUAGUAAAUUUAGGUAAUGUAUACUUUUUAAGAAAUAUUUUUAUUUUGUUCAAAUUUAAACAUCUGUUGUUAGCAGAAAAUUCUAAUAGCAAUUUCUUUUCUAUUAACUUUGCCAUUUCUAAGUUCUAGGAAAUUUACCUUCUCUUAAUUCUACCACUUUUUACUUGACUAGACUUGUUAAGGAUAUACAUUUUCUGUUCAGAAAACUAGUGUUUUUAUUGGCUUAUCUAUUGUGAUUUUGUUUUAAAAUAUGUUAAUUUCUCAAUUUAGGCUUAUUAUUUUGUUUUCUGUAGUUUUUUGACUUUUUGAGACUGAUGCUUAUUUUUUGCUUGUAUACAAAUGAAUGUGUUGAAGACUUUUGAACUGUCCUUUAAGUUCAAAUAUGUUCACAUCCCAGCCAUUUUGAUAUGCAGUAGUCUUGUUUUCUAAGUAGUUUAUCAUUGUGUUUUAAAUUUCUGGUUCAAUAAUUAAGUUUUUCAAAAUA